Hydatigera taeniaeformis is the source of this 468-nucleotide messenger RNA. The record is from the annotation of a GenBank genome assembly. Lineage: Eukaryota; Metazoa; Platyhelminthes; Cestoda; Cyclophyllidea; Taeniidae.
AUGUCCGUUGAUUCGCUUGGAUCAUGGGGCAUGAAGCGGAAACGACGAUCGCGACAGUUUAGUCAGACUCUGAAGUCUUCCAUUACACCAGCUAUACCGUUGUUGGGCCAGGUAAUCGGUGAGAAUGGCGAAUCGACCAACCUGGACCUUGACGAAGGAGCCUUCUUUGGAUUUUGCACUGAUUUAAGAGAUAGUGAAGUAAUACGCCUUAUCGAAACCAUUCAAAGGGAUGAUGCUAAGCAGUUUUCAAGUUUUGUGUUCAAACGAAUAGAAUCACUUACUAUGAACGUAAUCCUGACUGAACUUCCCUCUGCUGAAUACAUGGCAAGAUCGUUCUGGAAUGCACUGAAUAACAUUGGCCUCCUUCACACAGCAUGCAUUCUGUCUGCCCACGCCAUUAUCGAUGAGCUUCUGAGACGCAAUGUCACUUUCUCGAUGACGGAUGUAAAUGCCGCACCCUCUGAGUGA